UCGGAAAGGUAGAGCAUACCACCAGCUUCUUGCGUGCACACUGUUCAGGCAAUGUUGCGAGCUGCCGUCCGCUCGAAUCGAGACUCAGUAUGCCAGUGACAGUGCUCGAGAGAGGCCGCCCAAGCAAUCAGCAAGCAAGCUAGCAAAGCACGCAUUCCUCCACUACAAUCCCCACGCCCAGCCCGAAACUUUGCUGACUUUGGUUGGAAACCGCAGCAGAGACCUUCAGCCAGCCAGCCAGAGAACUGGUUAAGCGCAACCCCACCAGUAAGAAACGAGAUCAGUGCGCGCGCGUACGGGAGUGUGUUUGUGUGUGUUGUGCGCGCAUGUGUCUGUGAGUGCACGACUAACGCGAUCAAACUUGUUCCGUUGACACUGUUGUCAGAGACUGCAACGUUACCAAAGCACCAAACCCUAGGAGGGCAUCCUGGGUAUGAGUAGCAGGAUGCCUGCAUUCCGUCGGCAGCCGACGUUGUGUGGUUGACAGCGUACAGCAACAGUCCGUUUGACUAGCCAAAGCGGUGUACAGGUCACCCAGUUCAUAGACGUUGCGUGAUACGGUGUUAUCGCUACUGACUAUCUAUCUGGCUUGCUGUCAAGUCCUAAUCUGUGUUUAUAUCGAGUGGUAUUAAAGGUAAUGUCAAGAAGUGAAUGCGGUUAACAAGUACAGGGGUUGCAGGUGAUUUUAUGUAUCGCAUGGUGCUAGGCAUCCAGUGGAAUCGAAUCAGAAAGUAGAUCUGCAGAGAAAACGAGAGAAAGAAAAAAGGUAGAGGGGUAGCGGUUUAGUGCUGCUGCUUCCCCAACAAUAAGGUAAGAAUCAUCGUCAUCGCUAGCAUACUGGAGCGAAAGCGUUCGAGAGCUUCGCUUCGGUUCAGUAUAUCUGCAAUCAACCACCAUCACUCACCAAUAAGUCAGCGUCAGCCUAAAAACCAAGGGACAACUGGAAGGUAGAGAAGGAGUUCCGGGUCUACAGCCGCCCUUCUUUCCCCUACCUUCCACAGCACCACCCUUGUCGAUAUCCUCGAGUAAGCAACUGCUAACUGAUAGUUGUCCGAUACAAGCUGAUUGCUUGCCAACCUGAGUGACACAGAGUGUGCUGAUUAAGCUCUGAGCAGCCAACCCGAUUAGCUGACAAAAAGCAAUCGCGACGGAAAAGACUGGGAGGGUGCCGGUUUCUUCAAAGAGAGAUACUCCAUUGGCUCAAUUUACUCACGCUGGGAAAGUAAUCAAACCAAAGCGUAACCAUGCUUCCGCUAAAGCAUGGAGCGAUAACACGAAUACUCAUAUUGCUAACACUGAUGGCCAUAUGCUGUAAUAGUCUAGCAUUGGCAGCUGACAACAAUCAACGAGUCGUAUGCUACUACACUAACUGGUCUGUCUAUCGACCAGGGACGGCCAAAUUUACGCCGCAAAACAUCAACCCGUACCUGUGCACCCAUCUGAUCUACUCGUUCGGCGGCUUCACCAAGGAGAACACGCUCAAGCCGUACGAUAAGUACCAGGACAUUGAGCAAGGUGGUUUCGCCAAGUUCACUGGGCUGAAGACGUAUAACAAGAAUCUGAAGACGUUGCUAGCUAUCGGUGGGUGGAACGAGGGCUCGUCCCGUUUUUCGCCCCUAGUUGCUGAUGCCGAGCGCCGCAGCCAGUUCGUCCGGAAUGCGAUCAAGUUCCUGCGCCAGAAUCACUUCGACGGGCUGGACCUCGACUGGGAGUAUCCAGCGUUUCGGGACGGAUCGAAGCCGAAGGAUCGCGAAAACUAUGCCCAGCUCGUGCAGGAGCUGCGCGAAGAGUUCGAGCGCGAAUCAUCCAAGACCGGAAGGCCGCGGUUGCUAUUGACGAUGGCCGUACCGGCCGGUACAGAAUACGUCGAGAAGGGCUACGAUGUGCCAAAGCUGAACAAGUAUCUAGAUUGGUUUAACCUGCUCACCUACGACUACCACAGCGCAUACGAACCGGCCGUCAAUCACCAUUCGCCACUGUUCUCGCUGGAGGAAGCUUCCGAGUACAAUUUUGAUUCGGAGCUCAACAUUGAUUACAGCAUCAAGUUCUACUUAAACGCCGGAGCUGACCGCGAGAAGCUGGUGCUGGGUAUACCGACGUAUGGACGAUCCUACACGCUCUAUAAUCCGGACGCCACCGAUAUCGGCGCACCGGCCGACGGACCUGGUGAACAGGGCGAUGCGACGCGCGAAAAGGGCUACCUCGCUUACUACGAGAUCUGCAGCAACCUGAAAGAGCAGAGUGAUUGGACGGUGGUGCAACCGAACCCGAAGGCGAUGGGCCCGUAUGCGUACAAUGGCAACCAGUGGGUCGGGUACGACGAUGAAGCGAUCGCACGGCGUAAAGCGAAAUACGUUGCUGAGAACAAGCUCGGUGGCAUCAUGUUCUGGUCUAUCGAUAACGAUGAUUUCCGGGGCACGUGCCACGGCAAGCCCUAUCCGAUCAUCGAAGCAGCCAAGGAAGCACUGCUCGCCAGUACCGACGUUGGUGUAAAUGAUAUUGUACCGGCAAGUCGUCCCCGUAAGCCGAGCCGAUCGAGAAGUCGGCCCGGUUCGACAUCACGCAACCGCGUCAACACCGACAACAACAACGAAAUAAAAGCAUCGUUCAAGACGUCCCAAGGUCGCAAGGUGGCUCGACCGAGCCGCAUCCAGCACACCAGCACGGCGACUACGACCACGACCGACGACUCGCUGUAUAUUGGCGGAAGAACCACAACCCCACAGCCACCGACCACUCCUGAUCCAGGAGCUGAUUUCAAAUGUGCGGACGAAGGGUUCUUUCCGCAUCCGCGUGACUGCAAGAAGUACUUCUGGUGUCUCGACAGCCCAAGCCUUGGUCUCGUGGCGCAUCAGUUCACCUGCCCGUCCGGUCUGGUGUUUAACAAGCUGGCCGACUCGUGCGACUACGCGCGUAAUGUGAUUUGCGAGAAGCAGACGCCGUCGACGAUGACUACGACCACCAGCACCACGACCACUACCACGCAGGUGCCAACAGCUAUCUCAUCCACGACAAACCGGGUGCGUAUUACGGCCGCUAUUAGCCGGAACACGUACUUCAACCGAGGUACGACAACGACAACGACGUCGACGACCACGGCCACCCCAAACUUCCUCGAUGGGGAAGAGGAGGAGGAGGAGGAGGAGGAGGAGGAGGAGGAGGAGGAGGAGGAGGUGCAGAAGGAAGGAGGGUACAGGGAACCAGAGGAGGACCCGAAGGUUAUCAAGGAGCUGAUCGCGCUGAUCAAGAAGGUCGGCGGUAUCGAGGAGCUCGAGAAGCAGCUGCAGGCCCAGGAGGACGGUUCGAUCGUGCUGAAGGAAGGGGAAGCAACCGAUCCUAUUUCUACCACACCAUCGACCACGAUCAGCAAGUCUCUGUACGAGCGCGUAUUGAGCCGAACUGCCGGUACGGUUGGCCAAAAAUUUCGGCCCGCUAUCAUCACGUCUUCAGCGCAGAAGGAGCGACCGGGAGCAAGCACAUCGCCCGAGAAUAAGUACUCCUCGGUCGUACGGUCCACCAGCAGCAGCAACUCGUACAGCAACAGCCGGGCUCGGCCACAGAACGAGGGUUUAGAUCAGCUGCCCGAGUUCGAGGGUGUAUUCCGGGAGAAGCCGAAGUACGUUACGCUGAACCGCGUGCGCCCAACCAAGAAAACCUCGAUCGAAGACCGGUACGACGAGCACGGUUCCGACAACGAUGCUGUCGACGACGAGGAAGGUGAGGGUGACGAGAUCUCAGAAGAAGAGAACCAACCGUCGACGUUCGCUGCGAAACGACCGAUGACGACGACGACGGGCCCGAAGUACGUGAGCAUUCGGCGGCAGCGCCCAACGGCAUCAACGACGGGUAUCGCCGAGCAGGAGGAACCGGAACAGGAGAUCAACGAAGGAGUACGAGGAAAAGAGGGUUCAGUGCCUUACAGCAAGGGGAAUCGCAAUCGCUUCCCGCAAACGGCAGAACCAACGGUGAAUGUCGCCGAAAUCAAUGCAACGGAGCGCACCAUUCCGAACCGCUACAACACCAUCGAUCGUAGACGAACACCGAACCUCCAGAACAUAGGCAGUCGCUUCCAGGAGGUCGAACGAGAUGAUGUAGGCACCGAUUCUUCUCUUUUGGACCGAGGUAGAACGUCUACGACCACGGUGAAGCCGACCACAUUAUACCACGUGUUCUCGAUCGACAAGGAGAACGCCGAGUCGGUACCGUCAUCGACGGAGAUCUACCGCACCGAGGAGCAGGAGAUCGAGCUGCCGGCCGCGAACCGGACUGACAAACUGGUCCAGAUCCAUCGCGUUGUCGAGAUUUACACCAAGAACGCUAGCAAUCCGGACGACCUGCCGGUCAUGCAGAAGCUCGGCGAGAUCAAUCGCAAGAUCAUCAUACGGUUGGUCGAGCCGAAUCAGGCCACCAACAGGAGCAGCAGUAGUAGCAGUAGCACAACGACCACUACUACCACUAAUACACACAACCAGAACCAGCAGCUGCUGUACGAAAACGAGACGGUCGCGGUGACGGCGACCGAAAGUUCAAACGAGAGAGAGACGAGGGGACGCAGUAUGGUGUUGUCGUCGAACAGUGUGUUCACGGUGGAGACCUCCACGAUCCCACUCGAAGGGCUGUUCGAUGCGGAGCAGAAGAACAACGGACAAGCCGGUGGGUUCCCCACUACCGAGCUACCGCUGGUUGACCCGGAAACCGUAGCACCACAGCAGGAGAUUGAGCGGAUCUCGAGCGUUAAGUUUGGUACGGCUACCAUAGCAGCAGGAGUUGACAGAAAUACCGCGGAGGAGCUUCCGCUAACGAUAACGCCGCUAGUGGUGGAGAAGGAACGCUACAUCCAGGUAAAUAGCAAUGGAAGGCCGGAAGCGUUCACGACGGUUGCGCACGGUUCGGUACGCACGAUUCGACCAUCAGUACCACCAUCACCACCACCGCACACGACCUUUGAAUACGAUAAUGGUGGCGGUUCGGGCGCGACAACCACUGACACUGCUGACCAGUAUACGACUGAGGUGACGGCGACCCGCACUACCACCCAGGUGACACCGGUGGCUUCCUCGACGCAACGGGAGAUUGUACAUAAGUAUACGCUUCCGGCCGAGUUCUCCUUCCAAGAACCCUCGAGUGAGACAACUACGACCACUACGACCACUACUGUAACAACACCCACUGCUCAGACAGACAAUCCGACCACAACGACGUCGACGACGACGACUACAACGCCGGUGAUAACAACCACACCGGAACAGUUACCGUCGAUGGAGCAGUCGGAAGCAACUGUAGCCGAUCGAGUACGCCCGCUAGUGCUACCAAGCAAGGAGAGCAAGCGCAAAUACGCCAAGCGGCCGACGGAACCGCCACCGAGGGUACCGGACUUUGCUUAUAACCGGGAGGUCGUCUCCGAUGAGCAGCUAGACAGCACUACGGAACUGCUCACGACGGAUGCGCCGCCAGCGACUGUUGCUACCACGCGGUCACCAUCGCGCUACCUAAAUGGCCGCAAGUAUGUUUCGUCACUCUCCCUGCGACCGAACUUUGGUGGGGUAGCAUCAGAGACUCCUAGCGUCGGCUCCUUCCGUAGGUCCAAAGACAUUCCGGUUGGUGUGCCAUUGAAGGGCGUACCUACCUCCACUACGCAAAAUACAUCCACCGCUGCCACCACAGCGACGACGACGAAUACGAUCACGACAACAAUGACGACGACCACUCCUGCACCAAUCACUAAAAUCGACUUUAACAUCAAGUAUGUUUUACCGGCAUCGUUGCCGGUCGACGGCACCAUCGGCGCCCACGUGCUGAAGAUCGAGAGCAAGAACGACAAGUACAGCGUACCGCUGACACCGAUACUGCGACCUGACUUUGUAACGCGUGAGAUUUCUGGCGAACGACAGGAGCGCCAGUUCUCACCAGUCUACCGGCCAGAUCUCGAUAACGACGAACUGACGCGCCAGCUAACCAGCGAUUCGGACCCGGUCGCACUCGAAGCAGCUCAUCUCGAUCGCGAAAUACUGGGUAGUCGUGCAGGUCAGCGUGCCGGUGCGGAUUUGCUGUCCGGCGAGUCCACAGGAGAUAGUAGCGAACGUGGCAGUUUGGCCCGUUCGGCUGCUUUCUUUCUACGCCGCUCGGCUGAGGUGCGGCCUCAGUUUCGGCCGAGCUUGCGUCGUCCAGCAGCCGAUCCUGUAAACUAUGUGCAGACAGCACAAGUAAACGCAGCUGCAAUCACCACAACCGUACGCACCGAGACCACGCGACGAUCUGCAUCGAGCGAAGAGAAAUACUCGGCGACGACCAGCCAGCCACCGACGUCGGCGUCGUCGUUGCUGUCCCGUAGGCGUCGACCGACCGCUCCAUCCUACCUUAGCAAGCUGGCGAACGCAAAUCGGCUCGCCACGGCCACGGUGACGUCAUCGAGUGAGCAGAGCACGAUCGGUGUGGUGACGACCACGACGGCCACCGCUACCACCAUCACCACCACCACUACCACUGGAAGCAAGUUUAACCGCCCGAAGCCCACUGGAGCUAGUAGUUUGCGACGCAAAUAUGGUGGAGGGAUCAGAACCGGUUCCAAUAGCGGUGCAACAUCCACGAACACCGGUGACAGCGUCACGCCUCAGCCAGAUCACAUCGAAUCGAGUACACGAGCAACGAAUACGCUAUUUAAAAGGCGUAAUAAUGCGUCUCCAUUGACACGUACCUUAACUACCACGACUGAGGCUUCCACAGAGUUUAGUACGGGCAGUUCCGUCGACGACAAGUUUUUCGGCAAGAGCAAGUACCGGCCAGCAAGUAUCCUUAGUUCGGUGAAGAUAUCUGCACCGUUGGCAACAGUAUCCGACACUGACCAGCACAUCGAACCGAGCAUUCGCCAAAGCAGCAAGUUGUUCAACAACAACCAUGAUGAGGAGACGAAGGGCAAUCGUUUCCAGCAAAUCGGCGAACCCAACGUCGAAGGAGUGUCGGUAGAGCAAGAGCUGCUCCUCGAUGCGAUAACGACGAUCUCCCGAGCACCGCUCCCUCUGACCAGCACGACAACAACUCGCAAAAAUGUUGAGCCAGCAACAGUGGAACGGACCACCGAGCACCAUGGUGUGAUUCACGUUGAGCAAAAUUUUCCGCGCAAGCCGAACCAGCGUGCCACUACGCACAAGUACAACAUCACCCACCAAUAUCCUUAUCCGCUCGGUUAUACGGAGCCACUCACCAUAUCCACGUCUACCAGACGAUCGCCUCUAUCCUUUGCAGAGAAACUGAUCCACCAGCCACGCAUUGCCACGCACUCGCAAUUUUAUUACCAGCAAGCAGAAUACAAGCACGGUCAGGAUACGGGUUCGCUUCAUUAUUCCAUCCCUGUGGCAACGACCACGAUCCAUCCUCGACAAAACACGCUCUCAGCGGUGUCGCGAAAAACCAAACAGCCAGCAACGGUUGUGUACAACGGGCCUUACGAAAGUGGGCGCAAACAUCAUGAUGAUAUCACCAGUCGCACUCGUACAACGCCAAUUGACUACGAUUACUAUGAUGAUGAUAACACGCGGGUUAUCGGGAAAUCCACUUCUCAAGUGAAGGUUAUCAUGCAUGGACCAGGUAUUAUCGAGUGCCUCGAUCAGGGCAACUUUCCCCAUCCGAUGUCGUGUAAAAAAUUCAUCUCGUGUGCCAAAAUGGAGAUCGGUGGAGUAAUAGGUUGGGAGUACAUUUGCCCCAAAGGUCUCAGCUACGAUCCCGUCGGCGGCAUCUGCAACUGGUCUGCCGGGCUCGGUUGUAAGGAAUGAGGAAGGUAGGAAGGCUCUGAAGAGUUUGACUACCUGAUUUUGUGUAACAACUGCGGCUUCAACUCAAAGGCACAGUCUAUCUCUUUUGUUCUUUUCAUCUUUCUCUCGCCCUCCUCUUUCUCAAUCUAUGGGAGGGGGCUUAGAACUAGAUUUAAAAAACAUUUCAAUGGUUUCAUUACUGCCUAAUGCGACUACAUUUCUACCGCCUUUAACUAUUGUCGUUUAUAAACUGUUCAAGUACUGUGCUUCAAAUUUUAUCUGUUGUUUGUGUACUUGUUGUGUUCCGUAUUAUGUGUUCACAAUAGAAACUAAGCAAUAUCUUAACCACGCAAACCGGUAUUGUCUUUUUCUGAAUACCUAGUAUUGUCUUCUGCUGAAUACUGAAUAAAACUAUUCUUACGAA
This is a messenger RNA of Anopheles darlingi, 8172 nucleotides long. RefSeq names its product mucin-5AC (gene Cht6). The transcript is spliced from 13 exons. Gene Ontology annotation, biological process: chitin catabolic process; carbohydrate metabolic process. NCBI's taxonomy places the organism in Eukaryota, Metazoa, Arthropoda, Insecta, Diptera, Culicidae. Gene Ontology annotation, molecular function: chitin binding; chitinase activity. The record is from RefSeq and is a predicted model, not a curated record. Bases 1245 to 7769 code for a protein of 2174 amino acids. Gene Ontology annotation, cellular component: extracellular region.